Messenger RNA from Pyrenophora tritici-repentis Pt-1C-BFP, 899 nucleotides. The record is from RefSeq and is a predicted model, not a curated record. NCBI's taxonomy places the organism in Eukaryota, Fungi, Ascomycota, Dothideomycetes, Pleosporales, Pleosporaceae.
AUGGCCGACGCUGCAAGCACCGUCCCUACCUUCAAGCUCGUGCUUGUCGCUCAACCACAGACGACCUUUGUCAAGCGUCAUUUGACUGGAGAAUUCGAGAAGAAGUACAUUGCGACGCUCGGUGUCGAAGUCCACCCGCUUGCCUUCACCACCAACCUUGGCCCCAUUCAAUUCGACGUGUGGGACACCGCAGGCCAGGAGAAGUUCGGUGGUCUCCGUGAUGGAUACUACAUCAAUGGCCAGUGCGGUAUCAUCAUGUUCGAUGUUACCUCGCGUAUCACAUACAAGAACGUCCCCAACUGGCACCGUGACUUGGUCCGUGUCUGCGAGAACAUCCCCAUCGUCCUCACUGGUAACAAGGUCGACGUCAAGGAGCGCAAGGUCAAGGCAAAGUCCAUCACCUUCCACCGAAAGAAGAACCUCCAGUACUACGACAUCUCCGCCAAGUCCAACUACAACUUCGAGAAGCCCUUCCUCUGGCUCGCCCGGAAACUGGUCGGUAACCAGACGCUCGACUUUGUUGCCGCCCCGGCUCUCGCGCCUCCCGAGGUUCAGGUCGACCAGGCUGUGCUCGAUCAGUACCGACAGGAGAUGGAGAACGCCGCCCAGAUGCCUCUUCCCGAUGAGGACGAUGCCGAUUUGUAGAUACGGUCACGAGGUCGCUCCUGGCCACGGCUAGGACUGUAAUGGGUUACACGACACGACAUGCAAUUCCCGACACUGGGAGAAGCAGGAAUAUGCAGCUUUCAAGAGCUUAGGACUUUUUUGGCAAAAACGGGGCAGCAUGCGGAGGAUUGGGGAGGUAUCCAACAUGGAGCGCUGGAAUAGCCGGCGUUUCGACGAAAUGAUCAAAUACAAUUCUGUUCUCAUGUUCAAUGGGUACAUUUAUCGUCGAUGAA